Messenger RNA from Daldinia vernicosa, 845 nucleotides. RefSeq lists its product as uncharacterized. Lineage: Eukaryota; Fungi; Ascomycota; Sordariomycetes; Xylariales; Hypoxylaceae. The coding region runs from base 141 to 695 and encodes 184 amino acids. The transcript has a single exon. The record is from RefSeq and is a predicted model, not a curated record.
UACGCCUAGACUAUCCUGUUCCCCCCCCCUCUCCGCCACUCUUGUAAAAUUGGAUCACAACACGGCUUGCAUAUCUACUACCUACACACGACAUAUUUCAUUUCUUUGAAUUAAUUCGAAAAGAACAAGCAAAACUAUUCAUGAGACCACGAAAGCGCAUCAUGACCACCGUAUCUGUUGCAUGGAUGGGAGGAGGGAAAACGUCCCAGAUACCAUUUCUUUUCUGCAUAGCGGCGAGACAUCUGCUCUUUUUGACAAACUGUUCACACAAGACACAACUCAACACAGAUUCUAUUCAUUUUGUUCCUGUUUUCCUUGAGGAGCUGGGUUCUACUUCGACCUUGGGAGUCAUUUCUAAGACGGGUGGCAAUAUCUUCCUCGGGAUUCUAUUGGGCGUACGGGGUGUUCCAUAUGGGUAUUGGUUGGACGAGCAAGGGCAAGGAUCCGGCAAGCUUUUAUUUCUCACUUGCCUUUUGGUUGCUCACUUGUUUCACUUCUGCGAUGUGUUUGUUGUCCGUGCCCGCUGUCGGCACAUAGGGACGGAGAUUUUCUUACCUGCGCGAGAGGGAGAGAGGGAGAGAGCGGAGUUACGAUAUACCUAUCGACUUAUCGUCCAAGCAGAGAAGAGCAGCAUAGCAGAGCGAGGUACUUUAGUCAAAUCAAUAUACAACAAAGUUAAUGAAACAUUGUCUUAAGUCAAAUCAUGGCUCGGAAUGACCCACGGAUAUGGGCGUUGGUAGGCAAACGCAUGUGCCCUUCUUCUUUUUUUCUUUUCUCUUUUUUUCUUUUUCCCCUCGUCUCUUUUGCAUUCGGGCUUGGCUCGAUAGGGUAGGCAGACGUGUUCA